This is a messenger RNA of Pocillopora damicornis (cauliflower coral), 6126 nucleotides long. RefSeq lists its product as uncharacterized. Gene Ontology annotation, molecular function: protein binding; histone methyltransferase activity; RNA polymerase II transcription regulatory region sequence-specific DNA binding. Gene Ontology annotation, biological process: regulation of transcription by RNA polymerase II. Gene Ontology annotation, cellular component: nucleus. NCBI's taxonomy places the organism in Eukaryota, Metazoa, Cnidaria, Anthozoa, Scleractinia, Pocilloporidae. The record is from RefSeq and is a predicted model, not a curated record.
AUGGCAUAUGUUCUGAGCCAGAUGCCUGUGCAUAUUAGCACAGGACAGUUGAUGAAAGAACCUGAUGUUCUACCCAAGUUGACUUGUCUGUUUGAGAAAGAAAUCGUUCAUGACACAACAGAGAAUGCCAAAGAAGGCAGUCAUGAAGAGCCUCAAGAACAAAAUGGAGAAGAAUUAAUGAUUGCCCACUGCAAGGAUUCUGAAACAGAGAGUAUCAUCAAACUUCAAGAUGAUAGUGAAGAAAAAGAAAAAGAAGAAAUAAUUAUCGAUAUUGUCUUGUGUGAGGAUCAGGAGAUGACUUUUGAUACGAAGCCCAAAGCUAACAAUGACAUUGAGACUCAAACUAAUUCUGUUGUGAGUGAGGUGUUUCAGAUCAAUUCUGAUGGUCAAGUGGCAGUGAAUGGGGAUGAAGAUCAAACUUUGGACAUUAUUUCUUGUGAGGGUGCUGAGGAAGCUGGUGUGACCUCCAAUGAUGGUGCUGAGCAAAACAACCCAAAACUUAGAGAAUUUUCUAUUCCCUUGCAGAAACUACGGGUUUCCACAAAUUGUAUCAACAAAAGGCCUGAACUAGAGGAAGAUGAGUACAUUUUUUGUAAUCACUGUGACAAACUGCGUGUUGGUGACUGUCCAGUUCAUGGAGGCCUCAGAUGGAUAAAGGAACCAACAGCUGUUAUGGAAAGGGAUGGGUUGACUAGGGCAAGGUCAACCAUUCCAAGUAGCAUGGAUUUGAAGAUUUCGAGUAUUCCUGAUGCUGGUCUGGGGAUGUUUGCCAAAGAAAGAUACGAAGCAGAUGUUGUGUUCGGCCCCUACUGGGGUGACAAGAUUGAUGUGGCAGAUUUAACACCAAACAGCGAUCAGAGCUAUAUGUGGGAUAUAAUUGAAAAUGGACGUGUCACUCAUGUUGUUGAUGCUCGCGCUGAAGAACACAGCAACUGGCUACGCUUUGUCAAUUGUGCUCGUAAUGAAGAUGAGCAGAAUCUUGUAGCCUUCCAGUUCCGGGGUGAAAUCUAUUAUCGUUCUUUUAAGACAAUAGAACCAGGAAUGGAGCUCUUGGUGUGGUAUGGAGACAAGUAUGCAUGUGAUUUGGCCAUCUUAAACAAAGAUACCACAAGAAAAAUGGAAGAUGGACCAAUACAGUGCCAAAAGUGUUUUAUGGUGUGUUCUGGGCCUGUUUCCUUUGCCAAUCACAACAAAUUCCGUUGCCAACUGAACAACGAUCACCACCGCUGGCGGUGCAUACACUGCGACAGAAGUUUUAAAGAUCAAAAAAGUCUUCAUUUUCACAAGUACAUCCAUAAAGGGGUGAAGCCGUUCACAUGUGGAGUUUGUGAUAGGGUGUUCGCAUUUAAAUCAUCGAAAAAUAGGCAUCAAAAACAGAUGCACCCAGCAGUUACACUAGACUGCCGUUGCACCUUGUGUUCCAAUGUGUUCGACGAUAAAAACAGGCUCUGGCAGCACGAAAGGACAUUUCACGCAGUGAAACGUUUGUCUAAUGGCACCUUUGAGUGUUUGAAGUGCCAGAAGCGUUUUACCCAAUGGGUUAAUCUUCUGAGGCACAGGAAACAGACGGUGCACUCCAAUUCUAAAGAAUUUAUCUGUAAAACAUGUGGUAAGGCUUUCAAGAAGGAGGGAAAUUUGGUUAGACAUGAAGCUCUGCACAAACCUUUAGGACCCUGCACAUGUUCCGAAUGCGGAAAAAAUUUCUUGUUUAGCCAUGACUUACGGAAGCAUGUACUUCAUAAUCAUGCCAAGAUGGACCCGAAAAAAGCUGUUGAUGGAUGUAAGUCUGACAAAGAUGUAAAUAUCACGAAAGGUUCCUCUGAAAAGCGCCAUGCUAGGGAUACAUUCCAUUGUCACAUUUGUAAGACGAAGUUUCUCUAUACCUUCACCUACUCGAAACACAUGCGGGAGAAGCAUCCUUCGUUUAAGGUUGCUAGGUGCGGUAUAUGUUCAAAGGUUUGUAAUGAUAAACGUCGCUUGGCCUUACACGUGGCCACCAGACAUCGAAAAUUGAAGAACAGUGCCAAAUUACACCCGAACGUUUCCGAGAAUAAAGGAAAAGCAUCAAAUGGGAUACAUCAGUGCGAUAUUUGCUUGAAAGAGUUCGUGUCGCUCGAGUCGUUGAAAGCACAUAGGGGUCAUCAUAACCGGCAAAAGGUUUUAGACAAUCAGAAGUCUGGUAGAAGGAAAGUUCUUGCAAGUCCGUUGUUGAAUGAAAAUUCUUCUCCCAAGCUUGGUCGAAGUGCAACCUUCAGCUGUAAAAUCUGUAACAAGUCAUUUGAAACUUCGACUUCUUUGCGUUCCCACUCUGCUCACCACAGCCGCAGUCCUUCUCAGAGUGGAGAUAAGUCUUUUAGUGAGCUCCUCUCAAGCUCUUCGUCGGAAGAAAAGCCCUCCCUAAGAAGUGCUGCAAGCUCAGCUUUUAUUUGUAGAAUCUGCAACAAGUCAUUUAAAUCUGUGAAUGCCUUAGGUAGCCAUACCGGCCACCACAGCCGCAGCCCAUCUCAGAAGAGUUUGAAGUCAUCAAUUGUAAAACAAAGAAAAUCGCGUGGUGCAUUUCCCUCGACUUCCUCGUCGCAAGUUCGGCAGAAGAAUCCUCAGCCCAGCAGAGAUUUAUCUGGCUCUCAGUUCGUGCCAGGUUCAAAGGAAAGUGUAUCAUCAGUGAGCCCCCCGAAGCAGUUUAGCUGUGAAGUGUGUGGAAAAGGAUUUCAUUCGAAGAAAAUUCUGGGUCAUCAUAGAGGACACCACUUCCGAAAGAACAACAACGAAAGUUCUCCAUCCAAUCUUUCCUCAAAUGAAAUCAAAGCAGUUGCUGAAACCAAUAUACAGAAGGAACAUGAACGCGACGCAUGCAUCCAGUCAUUUGAAUCCAGCAACUCCCCGUCUCCACGCAAGGGGGAACACACCAGAAUGACGAAUGUUUGCGUGUGCUUACUUUGUCAAAGAGAGUUUUCGUCGAAGUUGGCUCUGGUGCGUCACAAAUUACGUUCCCAUCGGAUCGGUCCAUAUCAAUGCAAGCUUUGUGGCGAAAGUUUCCGAACUUGUAUGGGUCUAAGUCGUCAUGUAUUAUAUAAACACGGAAGCCGUUCUACUUUUCAGUCGAAGAGUAAUACAAUCGGCUCUUCAAAAUUCAAAUGCCUUAGUUGUACAAAGCACUUCUCGACGUACAGUGGACUCUUCAAACACAUGCGGAAGUUACACGUUGACUUCAGUUUCUGUGCCCAAAGCAGUAAGAGUGAAUUGAAGGCUACGAGUGAUACCUGGAGGUGUCAGCUCUGCAGCAGAGAGUACCUAAGUGUCAGUGGCUUGCGUAAACAUCUGAAGAACAAGCACCCGAAGCAGAAGUAUGAUCCUAAUCAAGGAUGUAAGCCAGCGAGAAAAGAUGAGUUUAAAACCACCACUGUUAAGGGAAAAAAACAGUGUCGUAGUUGCAAAGUUAGAUUCUGUCCAGCUCAAAGUGCCAACCGAUCGUAUUGUAUGCGUUGCAGUAGAAAAUUGCAAAGGAAAGGUGAAGCCAUCAGUCCACAAUCUAGGCAAUCACAUGUUAACAGUAAUAUUCAGAAGAACGUGCAGUCCAUUGGACGGAAAAGAAAUAUAAAUCAUUUAUCGAUGCCAUCCAAAAAGAGAACAGUGAGGGCUUUCCAUUGCUUCUACUGUCAGGAGGGUUGUUCAACAAUCAACAGUCUCUACAAACAUUUGAUGGUUGUUCACCGAGAUGACUUUGGAUCGAAUCCCACUGGUUUCCCUAAACCCCUAGAUAACCAGACAAGAAACGAAGCCCAGAACCACACUAGAAAUCAAAACUUGCAGACCAAAACUUGUCUUUGGAGUUGCCAGUACUGCAGUAAAGAACUUCAGACUGAGAGUGGUUUAAGGAGACAUGUCAAGAACAAACACGGAAAAAAGGUACGUGUUCCUGACCAAAGAAUUAAGCCAGAUAAGAUCAACUGCUAUGAAUCAAGUGAUAGCAACGUGGCUGAGUCAACAAACGUUUGUCGACUUUGUAACAUUAACUACUCUACAAACAAAAGUCUUCAUUGCAUAAGUUGUAAUGAAGAAUUGCUGAGCCAAAUGAGCGCCAGUACGGAAAUGAAAGAGAGAAGAGAUCGUCCACAUCGUUCAACGACUCUUUCAACCGGGAAUGCUGUAAGGGCAUUUAAGUGCUUGUACUGCCGUAAAGGUUUCUCUACAAUUAACAGCUUCUACAAGCAUAUGGUGAUUGCACACCAAAAUGGCUUUUCAUCGAAAAGCCACACUUCCAAGAAACCCCUAUGUAGCCAAAUUUCAAGUGAUUCCAACAACAAUUCUAUUCAGCGCGUAUCGACAAAUUUUGCUCCUUGGAAAUGUGAGGACUGUGGUAAAAAAUUCCGGAGUGCCACUGGUUUUACCAGGCAUGUCGAUACUAAACACAGUAGGAAAAGGAGGUCCAGUCGGGGCCGCGUGUGUAAGUUGGAAGGAAAUUGUAGCUUCAAAGGGACUAGUCGUCAAGUGGCUAGAGUAACAAAGACUCCAUUACUAAUCACAGCGCCAAAAACUGUUAGAAAUGCUGAAAAAGGCAAUGCUUCCCUCAGUGGCCGACAUUCUACGCCAACAGCAGUGACAGUAGCAAAAAAAUUGCUUCGUAGAAGGAAAAAACGCUCCAAGUUAACUCUUCAUCACAGAUGUGGGCAAUGUGGGAAACGCUUCUCCUCCAAACCUGAACGUAGGAGGCAUGUGAAUGAGAUGCAUGCAAAGAAAAAUGAAAGUUGUGAGGGAGUCUUAUCUGCCAUUCCAAAUUUCGGAGAAAAAUCAGAUGGAAGAACUUCUACGAACGGGUCGCAACCGAAAGGGAAGGAUUCCCUUCACUUGGCUUUUCCGUGUGAGUACUGCCCAAAGAAAUUUUCUUGUCGUGAUGAUCGUGUUAAGCAUGUUAUGCUGGUCCAUAACCGAAAGGAUAUCCCAUCACCGUCCAAAGGUCGCCAAUUAAAACUCGACGCACCCAUAGGAAGUUCAGCUAAAACUGACAAGAAAUCGUUUUGCUACCAAGAUUGUGUUUGCUUUAAAAGAAAGGCACCCAAUGCGGGCCCCGACCGUCAGCAAGAACGUGAGAAGGCCUGGAGGCACAAAAGAAGGUCAGAUAGGAAACUAAAUGGCUUCGUAUCCAAUCUAAAAGAUGCGAUGUCAGCCGAUCGAAGUCUCGAUUCAUCUGAGUCCUUUCUUAAUGUAACGACGGGUCAUAGUCUAUUUAAGAUUCAUGGUGGAAAAUCAUCCAAGCGACGUAGUUCCACUCCGUUAAGUGACGUCCAUCAAUCUAAUUCUGUUGCCAACCACUGCUCAAAAGUUUUAUCCACGUUGGGAGGAAUUAGCUCGCCAUACAAACGAGGAAUUAGUUGCGACAGUACCACUACAAAAAGGAAUUUAUUGGAAUACGGCAACGAAAGUCACAAAUGUGACGCUUUAUCUAGCAUCAACGGAUUGCCUAGGCCGGCGUUGAGAAACAUUACAUGUUUGCAAAACGGCAACAAGGUAUGUUGUUGAAACGGAUUGUCACGAAAACAGAGAGACGCGAAACUAACGAGGCGUAAAAGUGUCCUCAAGCACAUUGUUUGAGAGGAAGUCGCCCGCGGCUCAACUGGAACUUCAACGAGCUACGAAGAACACUAAUUGUAACGCCUUGUUUACAAUCGUUCAUUUGAUUAAUAACUGUGCAAGCUGAGCAAAGUAGCAUAGUAUCAUUCCAACGAGUUCCAAAUUCGCACUCAUAAGGAAAACCAUUAGGGUAUACAUGAGGCAUUCCCUUGAGCAGUUUUCCUUCGAUGAUGUUUACUGUAUAGCAAAUGCAAAGAAGAAUCUGAAACUUUCUUUCCAAAUGCUUUAUUCUUAUUGAUGGCUUAAAAAAAAACGGUUUUAUUACAAUCUAUUUUUAGCGCUAUAAAUAAGAUAUUUCAAUGUGUUUUACCCGCACCGUUUUCAUGAGAAGUGUUUAAGAUGUCGAGUUUCCAAACGUGAAUGUACUCAGCGGUGUAUACCCAAAACACACUUGCAAGGUUUAGCCAAAGUCUUUACAUAGUUUUAUGCUUAUCCAGUAUUAAUAAAUUUAUUCAAUAAAGUUCCUUGUUAUGUCUGGACAGUUACUUUGGACAACUA